CCUGCGGGGUCCGGAUUGGCUGUGGGCAGCGGCGCCGCUCCGGAAGAGAACCCUUGGACUGAUUGGACUCCUUCCUUCUGACAUUAUUGCCUGGAUGGAACAUGAGGCUACCCAACUAGAAAAGCAGCACGUGCAUAGCGUGUAUGAAAAUACAGCAGCCUACUUCAAUGAUCUGCAGAGCAAAGCAUGGCCUCGUGUUCGAAACUUCCUGCUGGAGCAGAAGCCUGGCAGUCUCAUCGCUGAUAUAGGCUGUGGAACUGGAAAGUAUCUCAGUGUCAACAAUCAGGUGUAUAAUAUUGGCUGUGAUUACUGUGGACCAUUGGUAGAAAUUGCAAGGAAGAAAGAUGAAGAAGUUCUGGUGUGUGACAACCUUAACCUUCCCUUCAGGGACCAGUGCUUCAAUGCAGUCAUUUCCAUUGGUGUGAUCCAUCAUUUCUCAACUAAACAAAGAAGAAUCAAAGCAAUAAAGGAAAUGGCAAGGGUAUUGAUACCCGGAGGCCAGAUGAUGAUCUAUGUUUGGGCUAUGGAACAAAAGAAUCGUCGCUUUGAGAAACAAGACGUACUUGUUCCAUGGAACAAGGCCUUGUGCUCACGGCAUUUUUCAGAAUCAAAUCAAUCUGGAGAUAAGGGUGAGUUUGUGCAUGCAGUAAAGAGCCAAGAUAUACAUCCUGCACAGCUAGUCAUCUCUGAUUGCAGCUACCAAACCAAUCUCCAGCCAGAAAUUGACUCAAAACAUUCCCACAAUAUGGACCAUUGCUUGUCCAGAGCCUGCUGCAUGAAAAUUUCUGAAGAAGAAAACAGAUUUUACAGUGCUCUAGGAAGAUCUUUCCGCUCAUGGUUUUUCUCUACAUCCCUUGAUGAAUCAGCCCUGAGAAAGCAAGCUGACAAAAUGAAGCCUCCAAAGAAUGAAGGAGAUUGGGCAAACAGUACUGUACCCAUUCAGCAUUCGCGACAUUGCAGUUUGGAUUUAGGUCACCGUGGGACACUGUUAAAAGAACAAAGUUUAGAUGAUGAUGAUGUGUUUGUGGAAAGCCUGUCUCUCAAAAAAACACAGUGGUCAUCAGCCACAGAUGCACUGAGGGACUUAAGUUUAAAUGGAGGACACCAAAGUGUUGCUCAGAGCAAGAGUGAAGAAGCUUCAUGUAUAAAUGGCCCAGUGGAAGACAGGGACUACAGCUGUGGUUGUAAUAAAGAUGGUGCUGGUAAGUCUAAUGCAAGCAAGUCUUCUUUUAAAAGAACUUCAACAACUGACUCCACUGACUCUGCUUUGGAUUCAGCAGUGUCUGUUGGGGACCAAACUGAUGCCACAUUGGAUACAAAAGCCUUCAUGCGUUACUAUCAUGUUUUUCGGGAAGGGGAGUUGUGCUCUCUGGUAGAAGAGAGUGUGCCUGAGCUGCAGAUACUUUCUUCCUGUUAUGACCAUGGAAACUGGUGCAUUAUUGCAGAGAAAAGAGGAACAUAGCUGUAAAGACAACAAAGCAGAAUCCAGUGACUGAGGCUUUUAAGCUUCUCCUUGUGUUUCUGUGAUCGUGCAGUGUGACAUGAAUUUUGGAUCUCAUGUAGUUGCCAUGUGCCAUUCAUUUCUAAGUGAUCUACCUGUUUAACUAUCUAAUGCAAGGUGUGUAUAUACGAAUGUAAGUGGUAAACAAUAUUUAUGUUUUGUUAAACUUUUAUGAGGCUAAAACUGGAGAGUUUUAUAUUUCUUUUUGCAAAUAAUUGUGGUUUUAAAUAUACUUUUCUACUGAGAAAUAAAACCUUUUUAUAAGACAA
Messenger RNA from Melopsittacus undulatus (budgerigar), 1770 nucleotides. It is a transcript of the gene TRMT9B, whose product is annotated as tRNA methyltransferase 9B (putative). Gene Ontology annotation, cellular component: nucleus; cytoplasm. The record is from RefSeq and is a predicted model, not a curated record. Bases 95 to 1462 code for a protein of 455 amino acids. Gene Ontology annotation, molecular function: tRNA binding; tRNA (5-carboxymethyluridine(34)-5-O)-methyltransferase activity; S-adenosylmethionine-dependent methyltransferase activity. NCBI's taxonomy places the organism in Eukaryota, Metazoa, Chordata, Aves, Psittaciformes, Psittaculidae. The transcript is spliced from 5 exons. Gene Ontology annotation, biological process: tRNA wobble uridine modification; tRNA methylation.